Molecule: messenger RNA, 1831 nt
Organism: Chiloscyllium plagiosum (whitespotted bambooshark)
Lineage: Eukaryota; Metazoa; Chordata; Chondrichthyes; Orectolobiformes; Hemiscylliidae
Product: putative transmembrane protein INAFM2
Source: RefSeq, a predicted model, not a curated record
GUUUUAUUUUUUUUUGCUGACAGGAUGGUGACAGCUGCUGCCGCUCGGAGAGGCUGCGCAUUGAGAGGGGGGCAGUAAACAAGCGGCUUUGCACUGAGCUGUUUUCAUUCGCUUUCUCUCUCUCGCUCUCUCACUGUCUGGCCUUGGCAGCAGCUGCAGCCGCCGGGCUCCGGGAGGCAAAGGGCAGUGAUGUGGAAGGUGGAGGGAGGAUUGCACUGAGCUCAGUCCAAUGCUGCCGGGGGCUGGCUGGGCUCUGACAUAGAGAGAGAGAGAGGGGGAAAGGCUGGGGUUGGGCAGUGCGGAGCUGAUUGUUGGAGAGAAGGUAAGGGGUUGCAACCAUGAAAGACAAGGAUUUCAUGCCUGACAAAGGCAGACCCGCCACCUUCACCGGAGACAAGAAGGCGAAGAUGGCGGCAAAGACUAACACCAAGUGGGUGAGACUGGCCACGGUGUUGGCGUACGUUUUGUCGGUGUCUCUGGCGGCGAUCAUCCUGGCGGUGUAUUACAGCCUGAUCUGGAAGCCGGUCAAACCUGCCGAGCCCAGCAGCAGCAGCAGCACCGUCGCUAACCCAACCGGGAGGAUGCUGCUGCCAGACGCCGGCGGUGGUGGCCCUCCCACCGCCCCGCUAGGCGACCCUCGGACCCCGGCGCUCGGGGUGCAGCAGAUGGGGGGAGCCACCGGUCACCGUGAAGGGCCGGAGGUCAGCCAAACCCCGUCCGGCCAGCAGCCCGACCCCGAGAGACAGCCGACCUCAUACAACCUCCCGGGCAGCGGCAGCAGCCUAACGAUGCGGAGCCUCCGAGCCACGCCGCUCACGCUCGCCCAAGCCCCGCCGGACCCCACCAAAGCCGGUUCUGAGAGCACCGACGGUCAGUCAGGUUUCUCCCAGUCGCCCCCACCCCAGACGGAGAAUGAGACCCAGGAGGUGACGACCACACAUUGAAAGCAGGCGGAUCUUCCGAGUCCGGACUAUGAACUCUCGACAUCCCAGGAUUGAGUUGCUGCAUGAUGCCAUCACAGUUUCUUAGGACAAUUAGAAAGGUUUCCGAUGACGAGCAGAGACAAUAUUCUAAUUGUGAUAGAAUUCAAGUCUACACAGGCGACUAUGCUGCUGAGGAAAAGAAGACCAAUACAUCCAAUCAUCCAUAUGGAUUGUCUCUGGACUAUACCAUGCCAGCUGUCUUUACCAUAAUGGACCUAAGAUUCACUGACCAACAUUCCAGCCUUGUAUCUGGGGAACAUUAGAGGCAGCUCUGCAAAAUGCCACAGCCUGCAGUCUAGUGCCAUGACUAUAUUGUAUAGCAGUGUAUAUUUAGUUGAAUGGAUAUAGCAGACAUAUCUGAAUUUGUCACCCAUGUUCUCAGAAAUGGCAGCUUCAUAUAGCAACUCAGAACAAUUCCCGAGUCAAACUACUCAGUAAACACAUGUAAAACCAGCAGGCCUCUGCUCUUGAGCUCCAGGAUGUGGCUAUUCAGAGUCCUUGAACUCUCUGAAAGCCAUUCUGCAGGGAUUGCAAGCCAAAGCCUCCCCUACCCACCAAACUAGACCAUCAACACAGGGAUGAUCCUUUGAUCCCAUCAAAACAUCAUAGCUGAUCCUAUAUCAACGUGGGAAUAAAAUAUAGUUUACAGUAUAUUUCCUCGUAAUAUGUCCAAAACAGUGGAUAUUAAAAUAUUUAUACAUAUUUAUACUGAAGUAUAGAGGUAAUGAAGUGAACCUUUGUAAAGAUAUUGAUUUCUUAGGGCUUUUUCUUUUUGUGACAUUCUGCAGUGAGGUUGGCUACACUUAUGUGGUGCGUGGAAAUAAAACAAAUAUUUAUUUACUUGUAAA